Molecule: messenger RNA, 1281 nt
Organism: Entrophospora candida
Lineage: Eukaryota; Fungi; Glomeromycota; Glomeromycetes; Entrophosporales; Entrophosporaceae
Source: the annotation of a GenBank genome assembly
AUGCGUCAUACUGUUGGACCUAUGCGUGCAUCAAAACUUUUUCUUAAUGAUUUAAAAAAUCAAAAUUUACUCGACAAGGGUCAUGGUACACCUGAUGCGGUAUUAAUGGGAAUGGAAGGUGAAACACCCGAAGAUAUUGAUACAACAUCAAUAUCAUCAAGAAUUAAUGAAAUCCAUGAAAAAAAUAAAGUUAAAGAAAUACAUUUUAAUCCUAAAAAACAUUUAAUCUUCCAUUAUGAUAAAUCGUUACCUAAACACCCAAAUGGUUUAAGAUUUAGUGCUUUUAACAACAAAGGUGAUUAUUUAGCAAAUAGUGAAUUUUAUUCAAUUGGAGGCGGAUUUGUUAUCAAAGAAAUUACCACCUCUAUAAAAGAAGAAAGUACAAACCUUUAUUAUAAAGCUAACGCUGAAGAAUUAUUGGAAGUUUGUAAUCGUGAAAAUUUAUCAAUAUCACAAGUUGUUUAUAAAAAUGAAUUGCAAUGGCACCAAAGCCACAACCACGAUGAUAUUAGUGGCGAAAAUGAAAUUAAUAAAAAAAUAACAAAGAUUUGGGAAACGAUGGAUCAAAGUAUCAUAGCAGGUUGUCUAAGUACCGAAGAAUAUUUACCUGGCAGUAUAAAAGUUAAAAGAAGAGCUCCAGGAUUAUAUAAACAAUUAAUGAUUUAUGAUGAUAUUAGUAGUAAAACUUUAGAUUUUUUAUCAGUUUAUGCUAUAGCUGUUAAUGAAGAAAAUGCUGCAGGUGGUCGUGUUGUAACGGCUCCUACUAAUGGAGCAGCAGGUAUAAUACCUGCCGUAUUGAAAUUUUAUUUAAAAUUCAUUUCAAAAAACCCUAGAAAAGAACAAAAAUAUAUUAUGGAAUAUUUGUUUACUUGUGCAGCUAUUGGAAUGCUUUAUAAAAAAGGUGCUAGUAUUAGCGCUGCCGAAAUGGGUUGUCAAGGAGAAGUUGGUGUUGCUUGUAGUAUGAGUGCAGCAGGAUUCGCUGCAUUAAUGGGAGCAACACCAGAACAAGUAGAGAAUGCAGCGGAAAUAGGCAUGGAACAUAAUUUGGGACUUACAUGUGAUCCAGUAAACGGACUGGUACAAAUACCUUGUAUAGAAAGAAAUGCACUUGGGGCUGUAAAAGCUGUUACAGCAGCACAAUUAGCAUUAAAAGGAGAUGGAAAUCAUCGAGUCACAUUGGAUCAAGUUAUUGAGACUAUGAGACAAACUGGUCAUGAUAUGCAAACUAAAUAUAAAGAAACUAGUUUAGGUGGAUUGGCUGUUAAUGUUCCAAUUUGUUAA